This is a messenger RNA of Diaporthe citri, 1104 nucleotides long. RefSeq lists its product as uncharacterized. The transcript has a single exon. Bases 1 to 1104 code for a protein of 367 amino acids. The record is from RefSeq and is a predicted model, not a curated record. NCBI's taxonomy places the organism in Eukaryota, Fungi, Ascomycota, Sordariomycetes, Diaporthales, Diaporthaceae.
AUGGCAUGCCCGACACGACGUUACCCCCUACGCAAACCCCUCAAUCACCGGCUCCCAAUCCCAAGAUGGCUCCUCACUUUACCGGACGGGGUUGAAGCUGUACACACUGCCUACGUCGGAAUCCAGCAGCAUGGGCAUGGCAACACCAUUGAUGUUGAGAGGGCUCGCACUCAAGCUGUCGAGAAGAUUCAGUCAUGGCUGACAUGUGAAACCAGCCCCUCAGCAUCUGAAUUUUGUCGCGUCAUUGACGGGAAUGAUACACAAGACGCUGUCAUCUGGGUUUGUUACUGGACCGACGCCGAACUCUUCCACAAGGCCCUAGAAGGAUUGUCUCUUGCCGCGUUGCACAGGAGUCUUGAAAUUCCCGGCCGCAAUCACAUUGGCUUAUGGCUGGAGGCAUUCACAACAGCCGCUCAGCGACUAGAGACCAACUAUUCCGGCCUGGAUUAUCUCCCAGGUCUAGCAAAAUUGCCCCAAACAAGCACAUCCGAACAUUCAUUGUCAGCAUAUUGGGGAGCAGCAAGGGACCGAAUCCCGGACUCGGCGCACGAUCUUUUCGAUCCAGAUCCCACCUCCUCCCCUACUACUCCUGAAAUCACGCCGACAGGGCUCGGCCAGCGACUGAGCGGCUCGAAUCCAAGAAAUGUUGUUCACAUCCGUUCGGGCCAAUUUUGGGAGAACUGCGACGUGGAGGAAAGCGAUUCGUACGAGCAGAAGCUCGAGCCUACGCUCCGGGCAGGCCUGGAGUAUCUGCGGACACAUCCCCGGGAGUCCGGAGCCUUAGGCCUGCGAUACCUCAGAAACGAUGACGAUGAGCUUAUCUACCGGCCUGGCCUCGCGCACCGCAAGGAAACGUGCGGGGCGGGGUUCUUCACCAGCUUGGAACACCUUGAAACGUGGGCAAAGAGUCAUCGAUCGCACCUUGCGAUUUACAAAGGCGCGAUGUCACACUUCAAGACGUUUGGAGGCAACAGGAAGUUUAGGACAUGGCAUGAGGUUUCUGUUCUACGGGAGGGGGACGCGCGAUUUGAAUAUGUUAAUUGUGUACCACAAACUGGAGUGGUGGCGAAUUUGCGUCUGAGGGUCGAGGAUUUAAACGUUUAA